AUGGCCGCGGCGCCGCACGUCGUCAUCCUCACGAGCUCCGGCUUGGGCCACGUCCUCCCGGUUUCCGAGCUGGCGAAGCGCCUCGCCGUGCACCACGGCUUCACCGUCACAAUCGUCACUUACGCCAGCCUGUCCACGCCCGGCCACUCCUCGCCGCUCGCCUCCCUCCCGCCGGGCGUCUCCGUCGCCGCGCUCCCGGAGGUGUCCAUCGACGACCUCCCCGCCAACGCGCACUUGGUGACUCGCAUCCUCACCGUCAUCAGUCGCGCCCUGCCAGCGCUACGCGACCUACUACGCUCCCUCCUCGACCUCCCAGCGGGGAUCACCGCCUUGGUGACCGACAUGCUUUGCCCCGCCGCGCUCGCCGUCGGCAAGGAGAUGGGUCUGCCUGGGUACGUCUUCUACACCUCUAGCCUCAUGUCUCUGUUAUCGUUUCUCUACAUCCCGGAGCUCGCCAGGACCACCACCUGCGAGUGUCGCGACCUCCCGGAGCCCGUGCUGCUCCCCGGGUGCGUGCCGCUACACGGCGCCGAUCUCCUCGAGCCCCUCCAGAACCGCUCCGACCCCGUGUACCGGCUCAUGAUCGAGCUCGGGCGGAACUACCUCCUCGGGGAAGGCUUCAUCAUCAACACCAUGGACGCGUUGGAGCACGAGACGCUGCUGGCGUUCAAAGAGCUUUCUGACAAGGGCGUCUACCCGCCAGCGUAUGCUGUGGGUCCAUUCACCCGGCGGCGGUGCCCCGACUCCAACGAGGCUAAGCACAGCUGCUUACGGUGGCUGGACAACCAGCCGGAUGGCUCGGUCUUGUACGUGUCCUUCGGCAGCGGCGGCACGCUGUCCACGGCGCAGACGGCCGAGCUGGCGGCUGGGCUAGAGACGAGCGGACAGAGGUUCCUCUGGGUGGUGCACCACCCCAACGACAAGGACAGCAGCGCGGCCUACCUCGGCACUGCCGCUACCGACACCGACCCGCUGAGCUAUCUGCCGGACGGGUUCGUCGAGAGGAUGAACGGUACAGGGCUCCUUGUGCCACUGUGGGCGCCACAGGUGGAGAUCCUUAACCACGUCGCCAUGGGAGGGUUCAUGUCUCAUGGCGGAUGGAACUCCACGCUGGAGACCGUGGCGGCAGGCGUGCCGAUGGUGGCGUGGCCGCUCUACGCAGAGCAGAGGAUGAACGCAGUGAUGCUGUCAUCGGAUCGGGUGGGCCUGGCUUUGUGGGAGAGGCCUCCCCUCGGUAAGGACGGAGCGGUUGUCGCGCUGGAGGAGGUGGCGGUGCUGGUCAGAGAGCUUAUGGAAGGGGAGAAGGGUGCCGCGGCGCGGAAAAAGGCCGGUCACCUCCAGGAUGAGGCCGAGAUUGCUUCGGCGCCGGGCGGGCCGCAGGAUCGAGCUCUCGCGAUAGUGGCUGACAUGGUAUCCUUGCAUCGGAGGAGCCACGAAAUGAAGAUAGUACGGCAAAAUUUCAACCCAAAAUAG
Messenger RNA from Triticum turgidum subsp. durum (durum wheat), 1473 nucleotides. NCBI's taxonomy places the organism in Eukaryota, Viridiplantae, Streptophyta, Magnoliopsida, Poales, Poaceae. The record is from the annotation of a GenBank genome assembly.